AUGCAAGAGAAGAAGAAGAAGAACAAGAAAAAGAAGAUGGGGAAAAGGUGUUUCACCUCUUGCAUACGCGCACAAAUCAUCGUAGCCCCAGAUACUGCCAAUCCAGUCGCUGUAGUUGAAAUUCCCAGUCAAGUUAUCGCACCGGGUAUAACUACAUUCCCAGGCGGCUUUACUCCAAGUAUCAGAUACGCCGUGUGCGUUCUCACAGAUACACUUCAGAGUAGAUUUGGAGGUACUAGCCGCGAUAGUAGUGUAAUUGGUACCGCAAGUCCCGUUGUCGAGGAUUUGACUGAGAUAACCCGAAUAGCAUGGCCUGAAGCAGGACCCAUAAUUGUCCAUGUAGGCAUCCCAGGAACAAGGAACGAAGGACAUGGUGGGUCAUUCGGGUGGACCCCGGACUUAUCCGAUUGGUUGCCUAAGAUUUGUUUCCUAGGCCGGGUUGUUAUCCAAUAUCGUGAAAUUAACAGCUGCACUUCAGAAGUUUUGGCACAUCGGCUACGAGCUAAGGCUGGGCUUGGCGAAGCUUCGCUUGCGGACUAUGGAAAAAUUCAGGACUCUAAUAUCGGGCCCCUCCCUUCUGAAUGGGCCAAUAGAAUGUUCAAAUCUACGGGCCAGACAACUCAAUGUGACGUUUAUCCUGAUGGCCAGUGCGACUGCCCUUCAGGUUUCUGUUCCUAUUAUACCAUCCCCUCUGAGUACUGGGCCGAAUACGUUGCGAAUCAGAAUCAGUCGCUGGGCAUCAAUACUAUUGUCGGAGACUUCCCUGUCAAAUCAGCAAGCACAGUACCCGAUCUAGCGACUAUAUUCACCAAUGUCGGCGGUGUACUGGGGAUUGUCGGAAGCACUCUACCUCUGCUUGAUGAAGAGACUGACACCGCUUCGAGCAUGAUGGGUGUUAUGAGCGGGCUCUUUUCCACCGCUGGAUCUGACAUUUCCUCCAGCAGCGCGACCGAUACCGAACCAAUCACUCUGGAGAAGAAAGCUGAGGCUCUUUAUAGCCUGAUGUACACGGCUGUUCAGGAUAUCCUCAUUGACGGUGCCUACUCCACCAGUACCUGCUCCUCUAUCACCAGCGGGAAGGUGAUUGACGGUGCCUGUUAUACUCUUCAAUAUCCUGGUGCAGGGUGGGAACUGGUCAAGCAGAUCAUGACAGAUCCGAUUAGCAGUGAUGAUCUGACCAAGCUGACGGAUACCUAUAAUGUUGACCUUGAGAGUCUCUAUACCGACUCAUACACUUGCCAGAACACCACCGGUACAUAUGGGGGCACACUCGAGGUGAAUAUUCUGGAGUUCUCUUCGUCUCUUCCGACCUGCUUCUAUAACCUUCCCGUCUUCACGGUCGAAACGUCUGAGGAGCCUAAGGUGAACAACUAUCUAUCUUCGUUAUGCCUGGUGUACGAGCAGAACCUGACUGCUAAGACGGCCGAACUGGGUGUGACCUGGUUGCCGAGCAACCUGGCUGACAUUUUUGUCAAGGACUUUUGUGAGUGCAAUGCUGGUUCUAGAGAGUGCUCAGAGAUCUAG
This is a messenger RNA of Aspergillus eucalypticola CBS 122712, 1524 nucleotides long. RefSeq lists its product as uncharacterized. The transcript has 6 exons. Bases 1 to 1524 code for a protein of 507 amino acids. The record is from RefSeq and is a predicted model, not a curated record. Lineage: Eukaryota; Fungi; Ascomycota; Eurotiomycetes; Eurotiales; Aspergillaceae.